AUUCUGGUACAGUGCCGGGUGCCGUUGGGUUUAGUCUGAUAUGUUGUUGCUGCGUCAGAGGUUUGUUUCUUUUGCACGAACAUUUCGUUCACUUGUUCUUUCGAGACAGUUACCCCAGCAACGUUAUAAGCCUAUGUCGAAGCUACCUUGGCAGUGAUUCAGUGACCAGGCUUGGAAAGACAAUGCAGCAAUGGCAGAAUAAAUAACAAGAAAGGACAGGUCGAGAAUGAAUCAAGCUACUGCAGUGGUCCCGUAAUCUGUAUAGCCACACUGCAGUUUUCACGUUCAGCAGAGCAAACGACAUCUAGACUAGCUCUUCUGUAUUUACAACAUGCGAUACUAGUGCAUCCACUGGACAUUGUUAAAUAUAGAACAGCCAUGUUUUACUUCUUUCAAGCUUGCUGUCUACAUACACUUUUAGUACACAGAAUCACUGGGGCUGAAGUAACAGAAACUGGCACAAAUACAAGCAGACCCCUAAGCUCUGUUGUUGCCAGCAGACCUUGCCGGAUUUCCUACGUUUUAAUGGAACAUAACGGAACCUCCGUGGCGAAAGACUGCAUAUGCGAAGAGCCAACUGUAGGCCGCCCCAUGAACGACGUCUUUCGGCGUAGUCAUGCCAACGGCGGUUCCCACGGUGUGAACUCUUUGUCAACUGGUUGGGUGGAAGGAACUGGCCCCGUACCGAAUGGAACAUUAUGCAUGGUUUCAGUGCACGACAGCGGAAAUGGACGAGCUAUCGUCGCGGGUGUCUGUCAUGGCGGAAAAUGCGACAACAAAAACACCACUACUGUGAAAGUUGCAAUCCCCCAACUGGCGGCUGAUCCAUAUGCCUAUCACUGCAAGGGCCCUACGUAUGCGAUGAAUUCACAGCUGAAUGUUUUCAGCUAGCUGCACUGCAAGUUGUUAUAACCGGACCACGGAAAAGUGGUUCAAUGCAAGUCUGGGUGACGGAAGAUUGUGUGCUCUUGUCAUCAAUGGAAGCAAAGAUGGAGAAUACACCAAGAGAACUGGAGUCUGCAUCAAGGGAUCUUGCGUUCCUGCAGACGUGAAACCACUAAAUCCACCUGACGACUGUCCGGCAAAGUUCACCAAAAGAAGUGGCGUUGUAAGUAUUGUGACGCAGUAUGGAAAUU
Rhipicephalus microplus (southern cattle tick) is the source of this 1136-nucleotide messenger RNA. RefSeq lists its product as uncharacterized. The record is from RefSeq and is a predicted model, not a curated record. Lineage: Eukaryota; Metazoa; Arthropoda; Arachnida; Ixodida; Ixodidae.